Fusarium mangiferae is the source of this 348-nucleotide messenger RNA. RefSeq lists its product as uncharacterized. The record is from RefSeq and is a predicted model, not a curated record. Bases 1 to 348 code for a protein of 115 amino acids. The transcript is spliced from 2 exons. NCBI's taxonomy places the organism in Eukaryota, Fungi, Ascomycota, Sordariomycetes, Hypocreales, Nectriaceae.
AUGAGUCUUGGUGCCGGAUCUUGGCUAGGAUUGGUCACUUCGACACCCAAGAGCCGCAAUCAGACAUAUCCUUUCAUCCGCAACACCACGGUUGUCGAAAUCAGCCCAGUUUCUGCCUGCCGUUGCGGCUCUGACAUCGGACAUUGGACGGCGCUUAUCCGGUCAACGUGCCUCCGAUCAUGCGAAAAUCCCGUGGUCUUCUCUCGAUGUCAGAAGCUGCGAUCAGUGCCAUUCCCUCCGGUUUGGUUUCAAUCUGCCGACAGUGAUCGCCUUCAUUUCGUCAAUCCUGUAUGCAGUACCCCCUGUUCAACUUCGCAAGAGACGCGCACGCAAGGUGCUGCUGUGUAG